Molecule: messenger RNA, 714 nt
Organism: Papaver somniferum (opium poppy)
Lineage: Eukaryota; Viridiplantae; Streptophyta; Magnoliopsida; Ranunculales; Papaveraceae
Exons: 5
Coding region: 1-714 (237 amino acids)
Source: RefSeq, a predicted model, not a curated record
AUGAGGAGCACAAGCAAAAAUAAAUCUUUGGAACCAGUUAUUGAAACAAACGACGAAUUCUGUUUAUCUCAAAUUUGGGUUACAACCGAUACCGGCAACGAUGUCAAUUCUAUUGAAGCAGGAUGGCAAGUACACCCAUACAUCUUCGAUGACAAUCAUACCAGAUUUUUUAUAUACUGGACUACGGAUGGAUACAUGAACACAGGUUGCUAUAACCUCAUAUGUAAUGGUUUCGUGCACGUAUCGUCAAAUAUUGCCCUUGGCUGCGCUUUUAGUGAGAUGUCUACUUUUAAUGCUAACCAAAAAGAUGCCACCUUCAAUAUUCACGAGGAUCAAAGUAGUGGGAACUGGUGGGUACAAUUACAAGGUAUUCCGGUCGGUUACUAUCCAAGUUCUCUCUUUACAAAAUUAUCAAAAACGGCAACGAGUGUAGUUUGGGGUGGAGAAAUCACUAAUUUCAAAAGUAAAGAAAGACAUACUUCGACUCAAAUAGGUAGCGGCCAUUUUCCUUCGGAAGGUGGUUUGAAAAUAUCAAGUUAUUUUAAUCGGGUUCAAUUGGUCGAUGAAAAUAACAUGGCGAGACACCCUGAAAAUGUUGAGAAACGAGUUACGAAUCCAGACAGUUAUGAUUUGAGGAUUGACAACAACAACUAUGAUACUAAUGGUUAUUGUUUUUAUUAUGGAGGUCCCGGGUAUAAUGAUAAAUGUCAAUGA